Molecule: messenger RNA, 1263 nt
Organism: Beauveria bassiana ARSEF 2860
Lineage: Eukaryota; Fungi; Ascomycota; Sordariomycetes; Hypocreales; Cordycipitaceae
Product: hydrolase, alpha/beta fold family
Exons: 6
Coding region: 1-1263 (420 amino acids)
Biological process (GO): medium-chain fatty acid biosynthetic process; medium-chain fatty acid catabolic process
Molecular function (GO): monoacylglycerol lipase activity; acetylesterase activity
Source: RefSeq, a predicted model, not a curated record
AUGGAGUGGUUUGGAAAAGCCAAAAUUGAGUUUACUCAUUCACCAGCACCGAGAGCCAUCAAGCAAAAGGAUGGCAAGGACACCGACCUACUCAAAAUCUGCGAGGCAACCACGCCGCCCUGCCAUCUGAACCCGCUGUUGUUCAAUGGCCACGUCCAGACCAUGUGGACGGCGACGAAGCCCAGUGGACCCCAGGUCUUUUACCGUCGGCGCUUGUUUGACGCAGACCACGACACGUACAAGGGGUCGUAUGCUGUCGACUUUGCUGUCGAGCCCUUUGAAGAAAGCGACCCCACGCUCCCGCACCGCACUGUGUAUUUCACAGAGGAGGAGGAGAAGAAUCUGGGGUCCGAUGACGCGAGGCCCAUGGUGGUCGUAUUGCACGGCCUCUCUGGCGGCUCUCACGAGAUCUACCUCCGACACACCAUCGCGCCGCUGCUUGGCCAAGGAGGCUGGGAGGCCUGCGUCGUCAACUCUAGAGGAUGCGCCAGAAGCAAAAUCACUAGUGGCGUACUGUACAAUGCUCGCGCCACAUGGGACGUGAGACAGACAAUCAAGUGGCUACGCGAAAAGUUUCCCAAUAGACCUCUGUUUGGCCUUGGUUUCUCCCUUGGUGCCAACAUGAUGACAAACUAUUGCGCUGAAGAGGGCGAAAGCUGCGUUCUCAAAGCCGCUGUUGUCUGCUCAAACCCGUUCAACCUGGAUUGUGCCAGUAAGCUUAUGCAGAGCACUUUUAUCGGAAGGGAGCUUUAUCUGAGGGUCAUGGGCUCUUCGAUGAAGCAACUCAUUGCCAACCACAAAGAGGAGAUCAAGAAGCACACAAAUCUCGACUUGGAGGCUAUCAAGCGCAUCACCUAUCUGCAUGAUUUCGAUAGAGAGGUUCAAUGUCCAACCUGGGGAUACCCCACCGAAUCUGCGUACUACCGUGACGCCUCUUCCUGCGAUUCGGUCUUGUCCAUCAGAAUACCUUUUUUGGCUGUCAAUGCCAAGGACGAUCCUAUUGCAGUCGGUGCUGCACUCCCGUACCAAGAAUUUCGCCAGAACCCCAACACCAUCCUGCUAACGACAUCACUCGGCGGGCACCUAUGUUGGUUCGAGUGGGGUGGUACAAGGUGGUUGACCAAGCCCGUCAACAACUUUUUGAACCACAUGGCCUUUGAGGUUGACUUUGACUCGGCCAAGCCAACAAAAGAUGCGCAGGGCGACCAAGGGCCCAUCGCUUUCGACCCUAUGCGACGAAGACUGUAUGUCCCGCAAAUGUAA